ACUCCAUCCCACCAAAACAGGCUGACAUUUCAGGUGUUCUUAUCAAACACUAAAAGAAAUUAUCAUCAUUUUCAUAGUAUUAUUCCAACCUCAGUGUGAAAAUAUAUAUAGAAAACGUUUUUGACUGCACUGGGCCUUUAAUCUCAAGAAAUAGUUUUUUUUUUAAAGUUAGUUUGGGAACAGGUCUUUCUCUGCCCAACUCACAGGAAGCCUACUGUAGACCCAGUCUGAACAAAGCACGAGGUAGACUAGCCACAGUCAUCGGACCAUCCCCCUGCGAGCCCACAAACACACCAGUCUGCGUUGUAGAAAACCCUCUCACUCAAACAGCAGCAGCGGUACGUACUGGCAGUACGAUCAAGGCCCUUCCUUCAGGCUCCACAGGCAAACUCCGUUUUCACACCGGCUGCCUACUCCAGGCAUGGCUGACGGCUGUACCCAGUCAUGGCACUGCGACAUUACACCCUCGACUUCAACCUCUCAGCGCCAGCUGACUGUCCUUCGACUGUGCGUGGGCUGCAGUCUAUAUUUCAAGAGCAGGAAAUGACAGAGACUGUCCAUGACACUGAGGGACAUGGAUACCUUGCUACCUUCAUUGGCAAGAAUGGCAGGUUGGUUAUUCUGCGUGUGCACUCCCAAGGUCUGGUUACCGUUGAUCUGCAGUGUUGUGAAGGAGAUAACAUUGCACAAGUAGAUAAUCUUUUGAAUGCACUGGAAAAGAAGCUAAAAAGUCUCCUACAUGGAAACAUUAGGGGGGUCAAGAGGCUCCCAGCUCUGACACGAGGUGCAGCUGUUGAUCGAUACUGGCCCACAGCCGACGGCAGACUGGUGGAGUAUGACAUUGAUCGGGUUGUAUACGAUGAGGACUCUGCGUACCAGAACAUAAAGAUCUUGCACUCACAGCAGUUUGGCAAUAUCCUGAUCCUCAAUGGGGAUGUUAAUCUGGCAGAGAGUGACCUGCCCUACACCCAGGCCAUCAUGGGCAGAGGGAAAGAGAACUAUACAGGAAAGGAGGUGCUGAUCUUAGGAGGCGGUGAUGGAGGAAUCCUCGCUGAGGCCGUCAAACUCAAGCCAAAGAUGAUCACCAUGGUGGAGAUCGACCAAAUGGUGAUUGAUGGGUGCAGGACGCACAUGAGGAAGGCUUGUGGAAGUGUUCUGGACAACCUGAAGGGAGACUGUUACCAGGUGUUGGUGGAGGACUGUGUUCCGGUUCUGAAAAAGUAUGUGGAGGAAGGGAAGACGUUUGAUUACGUCAUCAAUGACCUCACAGCAGUUCCUAUCUCCACAGCGCCAGAGGAGGACUCUACAUGGGAGUUCCUACAGCUUAUCUUGGAUCUUUCAAUCAAAGUACUGCGUCCUACUGGGAAGUACUUCACACAGGGAAACUGUGCAAAUCUGACUGAGGCACUGGCUCUCUAUGAGGAACAGCUGGGAAGGCUCUCAUGUCCUGUGGACUUUUCCAAGGAGGUGGUUUGUGUGCCCUCUUAUAUGGAACUGUGGGUUUUCUACACCGUUUGGAAGAAGUAAAGAGCUCCCUCUCUCCCCUUCAAGCCCUGCCUGCCGGAAUGUGAAAACUGUCCCCCCACCCAUGAUCCGCUAUCGCACUGAGGGGCGAUAUGACCCCCCCCCCGAAAAACAAAAACAAAAUCUCAACUCACAUUUUUUUUUUUUAUCCUUCUAAGUCCAACUCUCAAACUCUUUUUAGAUGUUGGUUUUAUAAUUUUAUGUCUAAACUUGCAAGAGAUUGUAUUUCUGUUAAUUGGAUAUUUUGAGUUGGGCUGUUUUUGCAUAUGUGCUCCAGGGAGAGCUGUGGGGCUGCUACCACUGGAUACACUGAAACCUACUGUAGAGGAUGACUCAGCAUUUCUAUAGCUGGUCCCAGACCUGUCUGGGCUUUAGACUUCUCUUGACUAUAGCCAGGUCCCAGACCUGUCUGGGCUUUGGACUUCUCUUGACUAUAGCCUGGUCCCAGACCUGUCUGGGCUUUAGACUUCUCUUGACUAUUGUUGUCAUGCCAUGCAUGUUACAUGUCUUAUACAUGUUUGAAAGGGCAACAAUACUCCUGAGGAGUUGCCUGAAGCUCACAAAGAUCUGGGACCAGGCCAUAGUCAGAGAAGUCUAAAGCCCAAGCAGGUCUGGGACCAGGCUAUAGUCAGAGAAGUCUAAAGCCCAAGCAGGUCUGGGACCAGGCAAGUAUUGACACACUUCAUGCACCUGUCCCUCUGGGUUACUUUUCACAUUUGGGUUAUAAAAGCAGCACCAACAUACAAUAGCUUUUGGGUUCUGAUUGUGUGAUAGAAUAUGUGCUCCCCAUAGUUUCAACUGAAUGUCUGUUUGUGUGAUUUUGUUUUUCCUAUUCUGUUGUAACUGUGGCUCGAGUGUGAUUUUGAUUACAGGUGCUUGUCAAGAUGUUGAAAAGGCAGUGUGACCCUGCCCAUUGAGGCUGAAGUGUCCAAAUGUGUUUUUAAAAGGGAAAAGGGUCCUCCUUUGUGGCGGUUUCUUGCUUGUAAUGAUUUAUUUUUACAUACUUCGUUUUAAAUUGGUCUAAAAUUCUGUUUGGUGCAUGUGCUGGAAAAGGAAAGUUUUAUUGAAUGUAGCUUACCAUAUACACAGUGCACAUUCAUGCCUUUUGAUGAUUAUUGUGGUGCUUUGUUACAUUUAUUUAUUGGAUAUUAUUUCACCAAAUGCUGUUUUAUCCCACUGGAAAAAAAUGUAUGUUCAGCAGUGACUACCUGCUAUUAAAAUGAGUUGGAGAAUAAAA
Messenger RNA from Oncorhynchus masou masou (cherry salmon), 2761 nucleotides. Its product is annotated as spermine synthase-like. The transcript has 11 exons. Gene Ontology annotation, biological process: spermine biosynthetic process. Lineage: Eukaryota; Metazoa; Chordata; Actinopteri; Salmoniformes; Salmonidae. Gene Ontology annotation, molecular function: spermine synthase activity. The record is from RefSeq and is a predicted model, not a curated record. The coding region runs from base 445 to 1527 and encodes 360 amino acids.